AUGAACUCCUUCGAAUACAACUCCUCCCCCAGCCGCGUCCUCUUCGGCCCCGGCACCCUCUCCCAACUGCCCUCCGAACUCACCCGCCUGAACCUCAAAUCUCCACUGGUCCUCUGCACCCCCCAACAAACCCACCAAGCCGAGAGCGUGAAAGCCAUCCUCAAUGGCCAAGUCGCGGGCAUCUUCACCGAGGCGACCAUGCACACGCCCACCCACAUCACCGACAAGGCUCUCGAAUACGCAACGGCCCAAAAUGCAGACAGCGUGAUCUCCAUCGGCGGCGGCAGCACCAUCGGUCUAGGGAAAGCGAUUAGCAUCCGCACCGGUCUCCCGCACAUCUGUAUCCCCACGACCUAUGCGGGGAGUGAAAUGACCCCCAUCCUCGGGGAAACGGCGGAUGGGUUGAAGAAGACGCGCUCCGAUCCGAAGAUUCUUCCCGGGACGGUUAUCUAUGAUGUGGAUUUGACCAUGAGUUUGCCGGUGGCCAUGAGUGCGACGAGUGGGGUUAAUGCUAUUGCGCAUGCGGUGGAAGCCCUCUACGCCCGCAACACCAACCCCAUCAUCAACCUCCUCGCGCUAGAAGGCACCAAAGCCCUCGCCACCUCCCUCCCCGAGCUCAUCACCGACCCGACCUCCCAAUCCGCGCGCUCCUCCGCCCAAUACGGCGCCUGGCUGUGCGGCACCUGUCUCGGCAGCGUGGGCAUGUCCAUCCACCACAAACUCUGCCAUACGCUCGGCGGAAGCUUCAACCUGCCCCACGCGGAGACGCACACGGCAGUCCUACCACACGCUCUCUCCUAUAACGCGCCUCGGAUUCCCGAGGCCAUGAAGAAGUUGGCCGAGGUGCUGCCGGAGAGUAAUGGGGAUGCGAUUCACGGGCUGAAUGUGUUGUUGGGGAAGUUGCAGGUCAAACGCGGACUGAGGGAGUUUGGCAUGAAGGAGGAGGAUAUUGAUAAGGCGGCGGAUAUUGCGGUCGCGAAUCCGUAUUGGAAUCCCAGAGAGAUUGAACGGGAGCCCAUUCGGGAGUUGAUUCGGAGGGUGUGGGCGGGGGAGCCUGCCCGGGCGGAUUUGUAG
Molecule: messenger RNA, 1074 nt
Organism: Aspergillus ibericus CBS 121593
Lineage: Eukaryota; Fungi; Ascomycota; Eurotiomycetes; Eurotiales; Aspergillaceae
Product: maleylacetate reductase
Exons: 2
Coding region: 1-1074 (357 amino acids)
Biological process (GO): protein histidyl modification to diphthamide
Cellular component (GO): mitochondrion
Molecular function (GO): 2-(3-amino-3-carboxypropyl)histidine synthase activity; maleylacetate reductase activity; alcohol dehydrogenase (NAD+) activity
Source: RefSeq, a predicted model, not a curated record